AGAAACAAAACAAGAGGACUUCAGGACGGAGAAGAGGACCAACAAGAGAAAACAAGGAUUAUUAUCUACAGUUAAAGGAGCACGAGGUCCAAAGUGAUGAGACGUACUUUGAGUUUUCUUUAAUAUUUUUGUGAAUAUUUUGCGCACAACGCUUGCGCACGUCUACUUGAAGCUGUUCAGCAAACACUGGGACGAAAUGGCACAUCUAUACCUAAGAUACCUCCUGGCUUUGGCCUUUGUCAAUAUGGUAAGUUUUCACCUGUCUUUGCUGAUUCAACAUCUCUAAAUUGUCUUUACGCACGGCGCGCCUGAUGAUUAUCUCUGUUCUCGCAGGUUUUGUCCUCUGGAGUGUUUGAGUUGAAGAUUCAUUCCUUCCACACGGCGCAGAGGAUCUGCAGAAGACACAGGGACUGUCAUAUAUUUUUCAGGAUUUGCCUAAAGCACCCGGAGGAUGUGAUCUCUGCAGAGCCGCCCUGCACCUUCGGCACCGGGCACACAAACGUCAUCAGAGCCGAUCACACAUCCAUAUCCAGCAGCGCACCAAUCAGAGUGCCCUUUCACUUCAAAUGGCCGGUAAGAGAAAAUCUAUUUACUGUUAGACUUAGUGUUGAUUCACAUGAAAGAUUUGCUUCUGAUGUCUAAUCUAGUGAAUCCCAGUGAGUAAAUAUCUGUGUUGAGUAAGCAUGUCCUUACGCGUCCUAAGCCACUAUAACGCGUGUUUUUUUCUGUUUUAGGGAACUUUUUCACUAAUAAUUGAAGCCUGGAAUGCCGAAUCACCAACUGAAUAUACAGGUAAGUUGUGUUUAUAUCGUACUAAUGCUAGUUAAACUUUUAGCCUCAUGAAGCAGAGACCCACUGAGGUCUCCAUCCGACGCAGCAGUCUUUACCCUGUGCCUCUCUCCCCCCCGCAGACAACCAAAACAACCUCGUAAGCCGCCUGGCGACCCGGAGGAGACUAGCCAUCGGAGAGGACUGGUCCCAGGAUGUCCACUUUGGUGAGCAGAGUGAGCUGCGUUACUCCUACCACGUCUUCUGCGACGAGUACUACUUUGGAGACGGCUGCGCGGAUUACUGCAGGCCGAGAGACGACACGCUGGGACACUACACCUGCGACGAAGAGGGGAACCGCAUCUGCCUGGAGGGCUGGAAGGGAAACUACUGCUCUGAACGUAAGUUUGCAUGACCUAGACUUCAAAUGUAGUUCUUUCCAAAAACUACCAAUUCUAUCAAAUGCAAGAAGAACCCUGAACACAAGUUAAAACAGGGAUACUAAAAGAAGCGAACAAGUUAAAAAACACAAAUAUAAUACCAGAUUAAAAAAUACAGCAAAUGGGUUUAAAUAAAAUCCUUAAUAAUUCAGCAAAUCUAGGGCAAUGAUUGUGGUGACCAAAAUAAUCCCCAAAUCACUAAAACAGGAUUAUAAUGAGUAAAAUUUACGAGAAGAAACCAAACACUAUCAGUUAAGUUAGCUUAAGCUUAGGAAAGCAAGAAGGAGCAGCUGCUCCAACUUAAUAAAUGCACUCAUCUACAUAUUAUCAUCAUAUUAUCAUCAUCUCCUUUGCAGUCAACAGCAAGAAGUCUGUUCAGCGAAGAGAUCAGCUCACAAAAGAAGUGUUUAUGAUGCUUCUAUUUUGAUAAUUCAAUCAUGUUAGGGAAAAAAAAGGCUCAAUUUCUGUUUUGUUAAAAAAAUGGCAUGGUUUUAUUUUGUAGAUUGUGAGUGGCCUGUGAAAGGAAGAAAAUAACUGUUGUUAUCAUUAUAAUACACUGGUGAUGGCCCUACGCUAGGCCUCUUUGCUGAUUGUAGUUACAAGGUUGUUCACCUGCAGAGGAAGUAAGUUAGGGUCAAACUGCAAAAAAUUUCCCUCAAUGACACAUGAACAGUUGAAUUUCUUGUUGUCCACAUAAUUAAUAAACUUGGUUGUACAGUAAGAUGGACAUAUCUAAUCUUAGUAAACAAACGAUUUCAUCUAUGAGCUUCAGAAACAGAGUUAAAAGGUGUUUAACAUCUCAAAUAAUCCAGCACAAGUUGAUAAUAACACCUACAAAAUGGAAGUUUUAUGGACAAAAAAGGAGUUCAACACCAAUAAAAAAGUAGAAAAAAAGUCACCUAAAUACCAAACUAAUGUAAACAUUUCUAAACAGUCCUAAACAUUUGUAAAAAGAUCUUAAAUUUGUUGUGUAAAACCUCCCCAACAGUUUUUUGUUCUCCUAAAUCUAGAAGCUUUGCCUAGGUUUGAGAAAUGAGGUGUUUUGAAACUCCUGCUCACUUGGAUCUCACACACAAAGACCUUGAACAGGACACUUUUCAUACCCUGAAAUAUGGUCUUUGUUGGGGUGAAGUCCUGUGGUAUUGUGUCCGUCUGUGCUGCUCCAUCUGCCUUUUGUUUGCUGCCACAAUGAGAGAAAAGCAUUGAUCUUCGUUACACUCACACAUACACAAUUUUCAAGGUGAUCUGUGUGUGUUUGUGUACAUGUCUAUGCCAUGUGUGUGUGUGUGUGUGUGUGUGUGUGUGUGUGUGUGUGUGUGUGUGUGUGUGUGUGUGUGUGUGUGUGUGUUAGAUAACCCCAGAAGAUAAAAGAAAGCGUUUCUCCGGCAGCGUGCUCACCAGCUGCUUGGCUUAAUACUUAACCAACAGUGAAGUCUGGAGUGGGGCUGGGGUCAGACAUGGGGAGGGGGGCCAUUUGUGUGUGUGAGACGAGCAGUGAAGGCGUGCCUAUUGUAAUCACACACCCUCCCUCUCUUCUGCAGCCAUCUGCUCAGCGGACUGCAGCGAGAGGCAUGGUUACUGCGAGGCCCCUGGGGGCUGUACGUGUCGUAUGGGCUGGCAGGGCCCCUCCUGCAAUGAGUGUGUCCGCUACCCAGGCUGCCUCCAUGGGACCUGCAGCCAGCCAUGGCAGUGUAAUUGUCAGGAGGGCUGGGGAGGCCUCUUCUGCGACCAGGACCUCAACUACUGCACCAACCACAAGCCCUGCGCCAACGGAGCCACCUGCACCAACACCGGGCAGGGCAGCUACACCUGCUCCUGCAGACCUGGCUUUGGAGGAACUAACUGUGAGCUGGAGACCAAUGAGUGUGACAGCAACCCCUGCAAGAAUGGAGGAAGCUGCAAUGUGAGUAUACACUAGUUGAAGAUGCAGCUGCAUGAGUCUGAUUUAAUAAAGCCAAAAUCUUUUUCAGAUUAGAAACAAAAAAAAAUUAGUUUUUAUUUAACAGAAUUUAACCAUCUUUCAUUUUACACAGAUUAUCAGUGUUCCAAAGAAAAACACGCUGCAGAGACAGUAUUUUACAGGAAAUAUAAAUCAGUAACCUUCGGGUUGGUUUAGAAUUAGUGUAAUCAUUACGAUUGUCCAGCAGGGGGUGCUCUUACAACACAGUCUCAAUCAGACUUUCUUUGUGUGACACAAAAUAAGGCACCAAGUGAUUUACAUAAACAAAAUAUCAAUAAAAAACAAUCAGAACCCUGAUUUGUGCUCAAGAUUUAGUACAAACACUUGAAGGUACAUUAAAAUGUAAAACUACAACAAGGAAAAUGCGGAUAAAAUAGAAUGAAAGAUAUGAACUGUUAAAAGACAAACCCAAAAGAUGAACCAAAAUAAAUAAAUACAAAACUACUCAAAGGAAUAAAUAGAAAAGGUUAAAUGCUGAAAGGUCAUUCAAAGUAAUGAAGCAGUAUAAAACAAAAACAGGCCCAGUGAAACGGACUCAAUUUGAAAAUAAAUGUACAAAUAAGUAAACAAUUAACCUAAACUGAAUUAAAAUCAGUUAAAAGCUACUCUUAAAAGGAAGGCCCUAAGUUUGCUUUUAAAAAAUAUUGAUACCCUGUGCUGUAUUCUGGUCACCAGACAUUGACUGUAAUAACAUCAAGCUGCCUCACUGUAAAUCUUGGUUUGGACUUCAGGCACUAUAGGAAGACCUUUACCUGAAGAUCUGAGGGUUUUUCCACAGGCUCAUAAAUUUAAAGAACAUCGGUUCAUCACAAAGAGCUUUGGAAACUGACUGAAAAAUCUUCAAAUCAGGUUUAAAAGCUAACACUGACUCUUUCAGCUCGGGGAAAUGUGGGCUCUCUUUCUUGUCCUCAUCAACAGGGUUUUGCUGUAAUUUUUAUUUAAUUUCCCUACCCUGAUACAUGAAAAAAGUACUCUGAGAAGUAGGGAAAGCAGAGUGUAGGAGAGGCCUUUCUCCAAACCAGCUUUAACUUGGAAUUGUACGAGCUGUCUUAGAGAAAAUGUAUCAGCUGUAAAAAUCCCUCAUAGAUCAGUCUCUAGGUCCUGAUCUUUCCUCUCUCACAGCUGACCUUUCCCUCCUCUCUCCUCAGGACCUGGAGAACGACUACUCCUGUACCUGCCCUCAGGGUUUCUAUGGGAAAAACUGUGAGAUAAUCGCUAUGACCUGCGCGGACGGCCCCUGCUUCAACGGUGGCACCUGUGUGGAGACACUGACUGGGGGCUACACCUGCCGCUGUCCACCCAGCUACACCGGCUCCAACUGUGAGAAGAAGCUGGACCGCUGCAGCAACAGGCCCUGUCUGAACGGUGAGUCAGGGGCUCCUCUGCUCUCUGGGGACAUGUUGUGGCUGGCAUGCUGAACAGCAGCUCUUCAGACUGUGCACUUAAGCCAGAGCAGACAGUAGAUUUCACUGCCAACUGUGUAUUUUUUCAGGAUCAAUACUUUAACUGAAGUCAUUUCUGUGUGAGGUGUUGCACUCAACUACAUUUUAAAUAUAGCAUCACUUUAUGAGUCAUGAAAAAAACUGAAAACAUACAAGCUUUGCAUUGACUGCAUGACAGCCAGCUGAUUAGUUGCCUGCACUGCCAAACAUUCAAGUCUAAUUAAUUUCUAUUUAAAACAUCUCAUCUGCACUAAACUGACAGAUCUAAAUAUAAAUCUUAUUUCUAGACAUUUCUGUCCAAACUGUUUUAAUUAGUUCUUGAAAUCUGUAUUAAAUGUUGUGUUUAAAGCUGUAUUUAAUCUAUAGCGUUCAAUGUAGUAUUUUCAUAAAUGUUGUAGUUUGACCCUGAGAUCUGCAAUAGAUUUGGCUCAGUCUCAUGUCUGAAGAUCUAAGCAGUCAUUAUUUGUUGCUUCCUGAUCAGUUUUGAGGUGCUAAAAUGCUCACAGUUUGUGUUUCACACCCUGAAUGUGGGAGGGAAACUGAACAUUGUGUCUGUUUAAUGUCAGCACCCACAAAAGUGAGAAAUUUGAUCACAUUCACACCUUUACCUUUGGCUCCACCAUGUCCUCUCAUGGAAGUUGACCUGAAUUUUCCUCUCCUCUGCAGGUGGCGAGUGCUUGGAUCUAGGUCAGAGUGUUUUGUGUCGCUGCCAGGCCGGCUUCACAGGCGCCAACUGUCAGGUCAACAUUGAUGACUGCGCAUCAAGCCCAUGUCAGAACGCUGGAACCUGCCAGGAUGGCGUGAACGACUACACCUGCUCCUGCACCCUGGGGUACACCGGCAAGAACUGCAGCUUGCGCUCCGAUGCCUGCGGGGCCCGUCCAUGCCAGAAUGGUGGCACCUGCUUCACCCACUUCACCGGCCCUGUGUGUCAGUGUCCCAAAGGCUUCAUGGGUCCCAGCUGUGAGUUCACGCUGCAGCCCAGCUUCAAACCUGCACUGCGCCAAUCCUCCCAGCCGACCUCUGCCACACUCACCGUCUCUUGCGUCCUCUCCAUCCUGGUGCUGGUUCUGGUAGCCGGUAUCAUCUUCCUAAGGAGGAGGAGGAGGCUACAGGGGAGGAAGCAGCUAAGUGAUGUUGCUGUGUAUAAUGAUUUUGAGACGGUGAACAACCUGGGAGGAAGUGAAAGAGACGCUUUCCUCGGUCCAAACGGCCUCUUUAAGAUCAGCAACAGCACGGCUCGCCUCAGCCUCUCGCUGUGCCCCGACGGGCGCUCCGGGUUCAGACACAACCCGGUGGAGAGCAGUCUGGUCCGAGGGGAGCGUCAGGACUUUAUGUGGAGGGACGAGGCUGGCUCUGCAGCAGGACUGAGAUAACAGAGAAAAUUCUGUUGUGAGGUAAAAAGUAGCACUUGAUGCUCAUCUCUUCAUGCACGGUGAAGAAAGGAGCAAAAACCGUGAGCUGAACCCACUCUGCUCAUGCUAAAGAUGAAAAAAAAGAAAAAAACACAAAAAUAUGAACUUUCCUGAUGAAGAUUAUAAACAAAGAUUAUUAAAGUGUAUAUGAGGCAAAGCUCUUCCAUGUAAAAGACCCAAAGAAACAAAAAUAUCAACCACUUUUCAGGACCUACAACACAAACCAAAAACUGGACAGCUCUGACUCUGACUAACUGGAAGAAUUGCCCAAAACUUUGUUUGAUUGUUUUUGAUACGUCCACUUUGUUUGAUUAUUUUUCAUCUUUUGACCAGAAAUUUUGUUUUGCUUUUCAAUCUUCCUUUGGCCAUUAUUUCCUUAUUGUGCGCACCAUCAUUAUUUUAUUCUUUAUAUUAUUUAUUUAUUUGAAAAGCUGUGUUGGAGGCUCCACUUUGAUUGUCACAGAUGUAGAGAUUUAUUUAUAAGAUGCUGAAUGAAGACCGACGUGUGAUGUUUUAUGGUGAAGGCUGUGUGAAAUAUCCCAAAGCGAUUAAGAGAGGGGUAUAAAAGUUAAAGUCAGCCGGUACUGUGAUGGAUAUUUUAAGUUUAUUGACCACUGAUCACACUGCUCUUCAUGUGCCAUUUUGUGUUCAUGCCAAAGUUUGUGUUAUGUUUCAUUGUCAUUUAUUUAAGUUCAUCAUGUUGUGCUUGUGAUGUGGAAUAAAGAUUUGCUUUAAUGAUA
This is a messenger RNA of Xyrichtys novacula (pearly razorfish), 6765 nucleotides long. The record is from the annotation of a GenBank genome assembly. Lineage: Eukaryota; Metazoa; Chordata; Actinopteri; Labriformes; Labridae.